Bipolaris oryzae ATCC 44560 is the source of this 639-nucleotide messenger RNA. RefSeq lists its product as uncharacterized. Lineage: Eukaryota; Fungi; Ascomycota; Dothideomycetes; Pleosporales; Pleosporaceae. Bases 1 to 639 code for a protein of 212 amino acids. The transcript has a single exon. The record is from RefSeq and is a predicted model, not a curated record.
AUGUCAAUAACCCAACUCCUAACCUUGACCCUCCCACCCACCACCCCGAACUCCACCCUCCUCACCCUCAAACAGUCCAAACCCCCACAAAACUACUCCCUAGGCACCCACAUCCACCCCCCAACAACCCUCCAACUAACCUCCUCCCACCCGGACAUCAACGCCGCAACCUCCUCCCUCACACCCACGACCCCUUAUCUAUCUACCAUCUUCUCCACCCUCGGCCAGCCCCAAAAAACGCACCACGUAGCUUUUUCCAAUGGCACCCCGAAUUUCAGCGAAAAAGGCGCAAUGGCUUCCCCGCUCGUCGAAUUCGUGAAAGUACUCUUUCCGGUUGCGCGCGCGACGCCGGAGUUUCGCAGGGGUAUUGAGCGGGAUUUUAGGGUUUUUGACGAAAAGUGCGUGGCUGUUGCGCGGGGAAAUGGGGGUGUGGCGUUUGGGUGGGGGGUUGACGAGGAAGAGGCGGACGAGGGUGAGAUUGAGGGCGGGAAAGCGGUGGGGUUUUUUGUGGUGAGGGGGUGGGAGAGGAUGGGGUGUUUUGAGGAAUUGGUUGCUACGGAUGAGUUCAAAGGGGCGAUUGAGGGGUUGAAGGCGUGGGAGGUGCCGAUGGAGAUGUGGUUUGUGGAGAGGGAAGGAUAG